AUGGUAGGUUGUUCCAUGUCAAUAGCUAUGGAGCUAUUUAUUGGACCAGAUCGUCACCAGCCGUUUGACACAGAUGGCACCAUUCCUUCCAACCAUCUACACAACUUUGAACACUCAUUCAUUUCCCUGACCUUUUUGGUCUAUGCUGCCUUUGCGAUACUACUAGACAAGUUUGUACCCAAAGCCCAAUACGAGUUGACUCAGUUGCUUGCAGGUAUUGCCUUUGGGCAACAACUCCUCCUCUUCCACCUCCACUCAGCUGACCACAUGGGUGUUGAAGGACAAUAUCAUAUGCUUCUACAAAUACUAAUUCUUAUUUCUUUAAUUACCACCCUUAUGGGCAUUAGCUACCAGAAAAGCUUCAUGGUUAGCUUCAUAAGGUCCAUUAGCAUAUUCUUUCAAGGUCUUUGGCUCAUGGUCAUGGGUUUCAUGCUUUGGACUAGAAGCUUGAUUCCUAAAGGUUGUUUCUUGAACCUUGAAGAGGGUCAUCAUGUGGUCAGGUGCCAUGGGGAAGAAGCCUUAGAACGCGCUAAGUCAUUGGUGAAUAUUCAAUUUAGCUGGUAUCUAAUCUGCGUGAAAAUCUUUGCUGUCUCGCUUUACUUGGUCAUGUAUAAAAUCUACGAGGAGAAAGUUGAGUACCAAACACUAACAAGUUACGAUAAAGAACAAAUACAUGAAGAUAUCGAGGCUCAAAGGAAACUCGACGAAUCACAGAGCUUUCUUCAAAUGCAGAAAUCUUUUUCUCCACUUGACAUGGAAAGGUAG
Molecule: messenger RNA, 765 nt
Organism: Lactuca virosa
Lineage: Eukaryota; Viridiplantae; Streptophyta; Magnoliopsida; Asterales; Asteraceae
Source: the annotation of a GenBank genome assembly